CCUCUGUCAGAGAGCACUUUUUUCAGAUUUAUAUUUUUAUUUUUAAUCUAAUAAGGAGGGGAAUUAUGGCACGAAAAUGGAGGGAAAAUAUACACUUUUGUAGACACUUUUGGCCACAAAAUCAUUAGAAAAGACAGUUGCAUUUUCUUCUACCUUACAGGUAUUUCUAUUCUCAAUGUUAAACAGGUUUAACGAUGCAGACAGAUAAACAUCUGAAUGCAAAUAUCUGUAAAUACAGACAGUGUAAACUAUUAUAUGGAACCUGACCUUCACCUUAAGUUUUAUGUGUGGAUUAACUCAGUCAGCAGUUACUUAAACAAAGAAGAUAUUGAUAUAAACAACACGCAAUUGUUACAAAGAUAAAUGAACUUAAUUGUUAAUACUUAAAAAUUAAAAGUUAUCAAAGGUUUUAAAAUUAGUUUAAAACAUUGACUUUUAAGUGAUAUCCUGAUAACUGUUAACAAGAAUACAAAUGUACUAAACUUGAAUUCUCUGUAAAAAUGGCGACUCCAGGUGAUGAACAUGUACUUUCCUCGGAUCAAGUUUACGAUUUUGCCUGCUCAUCAUGUGAAGAAGACAAUGUUAAUACAGAGGCUCAGUUUUCUUGCAAGGAAUGUGAAAACUACCUCUGCAACAAGUGCAUAAAACUGCACAAUAAACUCUUCAAGAAGCAUGAGGUGCUCGGACGCUCUGAUGUCACAAAGUGGGUCAGGAAGAAGUGUGAAACCAGUCUGGAAAAGUGUGAAAAACACCCGGAGGAGAGUGUGAAGAUGGUGUGUGAGGACCAUGAUGAGCUUUGCUGCUCUCUCUGUGUUUCCCUUUCUCACAGAAUGUGUCGCAGCAUUAGACUCAUUGAUGAUUUAGCAAAAGGAGUCAAAAAUACAGACCAAUUAAAAGACCUGACACAAAGGGUUAAAGCAAUUAACACAGAACUUAUUACAAUGAAAAAGAAAAGGCUUAGCAACAAGAAAGCUCUACAAGAUUCAGAUAAAAACCUUGUUCAGGAUAUUAAAACCAUCAGAGAAAAGUUCUUAGCAUCCCUUCAAGAGCUGGAAAUUGACAUUGGUGAAGAAAUGGAUACUCGAAAGGACAUAUUUGUAGGAAAGCUUCAAGAGGAUGUUACACAAUGUACAGAAAUGCAUGACAAGUUGAUUAAAACACUGGGCUAUUCUCAAUCGGAUGAUGAAAGGAUGUCUUACAUUGGCUAUAGAAGGUGUCAAGAACAGGUAAAAGAUGCAGAAAUAAGCCUGAAUAAAAUGUCAAAGAUACCAGAGUAUAAACUUUCAUUCAAGAUUGAGAAAGAUUUAGACAAUCUUUUUGACAGUUUAAAAAGUGUAGGCAAAGUAGUUUCUACUCCAAGCUUUGAUGAAUGUGAUUCAAAACCAGAACAAUUUGUCCAUGACACGAAAACAGAAACAAGCAGUACCACUGCAAGAAAAUGCUAUGAUCCAAACUAUGCGUUCACAACCAAAGCGACACACAUCCACAAUUUGAGGAUAAAAGAUGAGAAACCAUGCUCUAUUAAAGGAAUUUGUGAGCUACAGACAGGGGAAAUAGUGCUGGCCGACUGUGCCAAUAAUAAAAUGAAAGUUUUAAGUAGGGAGUUUAAAAUAGUCACUACUCUUAAUCUUCCACAACACACUGAAAAUAUGUGCAUUGUAGGUGGAAAUGAAGUUGCACUGGCAGUAGAUGAUGCUAAAAAGAAACAUGAAGUUCAUUUUAUAACAAUUGACAAAUUUGAAGAUAUUGAAGCAAAAUCUAUCAGCAAGUUUGCAGUGGCACACAACUGCAAUGCUGUAAGCUUUCACAAUGAUUACGUGUACGUUGGUUCAGAAUCGUCUGUUUACAUGUAUAGCAAAGAUGGGAUAAUAGUCAAACAGGUCUACCAUAAAUUGGGAUGGUCUCAAUGUACAGUGAACGGAAUCCACACCAGCAACAAUGGACAAAAAAUUUACAUCACAGACUCAUCGAACAACAAGGUGAUAACAGUUGAUAAUUCCGGAAAAAUAUUAUCAACAUGCGAGGAUCCAGAUCUACUGUUUCCUGUCAGUUUAUGUGUAAGCGAGCAUGGGCACCUAUUUGUCUGUGCAAUGGGGUCAAACUCAGUACUGCAAAUUGACAAGGAAGGGAGAAGGAAGUUAAGAACAUUAGUCAGUGGUGAAAAGGUCAGCAAGCCACUUGUAGUGUACUUUUCCACAAGGUCACAGCAGCUCAUGGUAGCUGGUAACACAAAUGAUUUACUUGUAGCUGACCUGAUAUAACUUAAAGUUACUUGCAGGUGACCUGAUUAACUUAAGGUUACUUGAAGCUGACCUGAUAUAACUUAAGGUUACUUAAAGCUGAUCCGAUAAAACUGUAAGCUAGUUGAAACUGACCUAAAAUAUGUUUACAUUAAUUGAAGCUUACCUUAGGUUACUUGAGGAUGACCUGAUAUAACUUAAGGUUACUUGAGGAUGACUUGAUAUAACUUUAGUUACUUGAGGAUGACCUGACCUGAUAUAACUUUAAGUUACUUGAGGAUCACCUGAUCUUAUAAUUAACCUUAAGUUUGAAGAUGCAACAUUCUUCCUAAGUGUUUUGUUUUCUUUGUCCUUUGUAAGCAUUGAAUGGUCAUAUGACUUAAUUUGGUGAAUAGCAUACUUAUAGCCACUGUCAAGAGCAGUGAUGACAAAAUUGUACUAACCAUUGCUGUUAGUUAACAGUCUCAAACAAACCAAGACUGCAUUUUCUUCCUUUGGAUCCCAUUUCUAAACUUUUCAAAAUAAAGGUUUAAAAAUAUCUGGGGGGAAUGUAAGGGGUUGUCUCUUAGUGAAAUUUUAAAUAUUUCUAUCAACAGUUUUUUUCUUUUUUUUGCAAUUAAUCAUGAUUGUACAAAAUCAUUUGCCAACAUUUGCUUAUGUAAAGGUAUUUGUAUUCAUGCAUAUUCGGGCCAUCUUACGUACACCAAAAUAUCGUCAGAAUAUGAAUUUCAGUUUAGGUUAUAUUUUACAGUUAUUACAACAUUAUAUUGAUCACUCUUGUUUGCACGAUGCUAUGCAAGAGUUUGGUCUUGUUUUGUGGAGGAAACCGGAGUACCUGUAAACCCACUUAUCCAGCUUGGUGACCACAAACCAACUCACAUGCACCUAGACAUUGGAAUCAAACCUGGGUCGCCUAGUUGAGAAGUGAGUGUGCAAACAACUGCGCUUACCGGACAACCAAUUUCAGUUUAAAAAAUAUUUAGUGAGUGUCACAAAUCAAACUGUAAGUUCUGAUUACAAGAUAUAUAACUUUUGCCUAAACUGACCUACAAAGCACUUAGGUUUUGAUAUAAAUAUUAUAACUAAUCAAAAAUAUUAAUUUGAAAACGGCAAUCAUAAAAUGAGUGCAUCGAUAAGAUGGCCCUAUUUUGUACAUAUAAAUUAACAUACAUGAUAAUAUUCAAAUAUAUUGAUGAUAAUUGUUUUGUUUUAGUGUAUGAUUGUAAUAUAUUUCACCUAGUGAGCACGAAAAGCUAUAAUUCACGAGUGAAAUAUACUAUUUUUGUGUUGUCGAGGUGAGAUAUAUAGUGAUCUUACACUGAAACAAGCCAUUUUUUGUUUUAUUAUACGCCUUAAAGGAAUUUAAAAGGACAGUUUAUUGUAGUCUUUCAGAAAAUCGUGUCAAAUUGUAUGCAAACACGUCAUUUUAGAAAUUACAUCGUUAAAAUUGCGUCACAGCCCUCUGCGUAUUGACUUUGAUUUAAAAGUGAGAGCAGGCGAAAAUUUCAAAACAGAGAAAAAUAUCAAGUAUAUAUUAUUUAUAAUUCACUGAUAAACCUCUUUAAACCACCAGAAAGCAUAUAAUAAAAUUGUCCAUUUAACUAUUCAUAAGAGAGUAUGUUUUUGCAAAUGGUAUCCUGAACUGUGUGUCUUGUAUGCUUUAUAUAAAUGUAUAAAAGUUGUUUUUUAUUCAAAUAAAUAUACAUAUAGUUUGAAUGUUUGCAAGAAUGUGAUAAUUCAGAGUUACAGAUAACAUUAUUAUUCAUUACGCAUUCCUUUUUAAUUAAUUGCGUAUUCUGCCUUUUCUAAUGCGUUUUGUUACUCAUCAAUUUUUAAAACAAUUGCAUGAUUUUAAUUGCAUAUUGACGCAAAUACGCACCUAGCUUAUUUGUAACUCUGAUAAUUACUAUAUUUUUCUACUAUGCAUGCCUAUUUUGAUUAAUAAAUCAUAUUUGAUAUAUAUUCUAUGUAUUCAUCCCAAAUAAACAUCUAUAAUGAGGAGUCCUUUCAGUAAAAUUAAUUGUCUAUCAUGAAAUAGCCAGAGGUUUGUUUGCCAGAGUAUGAAAGAUUUACGCACCCAAAGCAGGGUAAAGAGGCUUAGACCUUAGGCUUAGAGGCUUUAAAAUUAUUUCCACAGACAUUCACAUUCAUUUCAAGGUAUUUCCUACUGUUUUUGCUGCAAAUGUCUGAGCAUAAACAAUCUUUAGAACUGUACAUUAUUCUAGUCUGCAGUUAAAAGCUCUCAAUCCAAAUUUCAGGAUUUUAUCGGAAAAUCUGUGAUCUUGUUUUUGUCAGCAGUCUUAUAUGAUUGGUUUAAAUGCAUUUUCACAUAGAUUUGCUUAUUCCAAGACAAAAAAGUAAAAAAGUUGUCAAAACAUUAAAUCUGUGAGAGUGCAGCUUUAAGUGUACAAGAAAGAACACAAACUGUUUCAAAUGACGAAUGAAGUAACUUUAACUACAUGUACAUGCAUUUCCUUUACCACUUCAGAUACACUUAGCUUAACAAUCAAGAUGAAUUACCGGAAGUGUAUAAUAUACAGGAUACCAGUACAUGUUUUAUAGAGGAAAAGAAUAUUCUUCAAACAAGAGAAACAAAACCAUUAAACAUGUCUGUUUUCUUCAGUUAAUUAAGGGGCCUACAAUGAUGCCUCAUUAGGGUCUAAGCUGGAGAGUAAUGGAAGGGUGGUGCACCUUGUCCUUUUUGAAAGCACCUUUCUGCCCUCAUGGAGACCAGAAUGUGCAACUUCCUACUUUUAAAGAAUUAAAUUCUGAAGAUAAACAAAUAUUUCUUUUACUUUGAUUACAUAACAUAUUUGGUAUUUGAAACCUGCUAUAAAUUCAAAUUUCUAAAAAUUUCUAUGAAAUUCAUUAUGCUUAAAGUUAAAUAAUUCACGGCCCGAAACAAUGUGCCCUUUUGUCCCACAGCACCCGGUCCCUUUUCUGUAGCAACCUGUCCUUUUUAAACCUGGCUUAUGCGAUGAUGUACCUGACUUACAUUUCAGAAAGAGUGACAGCACUUAAUUGCUUAAAAUUGCAUGUUCAGAAAAAUAAUGAAAAAUCGUGGAUGAAAUUUAUUUCUGGGUUACAAAAAUGCAUAUAUCUUUGUUGAAAUAGAUGCAAUCAACACAAAGCCUGAAGAGAUUGUUGAUUGGGCAGUGCCGAUAAAUUUUACUCAUAAACAUAUUCUUUUUGUAUUUGGUCAUU
Messenger RNA from Mya arenaria, 5444 nucleotides. RefSeq names its product E3 ubiquitin-protein ligase Midline-1-like. The record is from RefSeq and is a predicted model, not a curated record. Bases 501 to 2261 code for a protein of 586 amino acids. Gene Ontology annotation, biological process: positive regulation of DNA-templated transcription. Gene Ontology annotation, cellular component: nucleoplasm; chromatin. The transcript is spliced from 2 exons. Gene Ontology annotation, molecular function: zinc ion binding; ubiquitin-protein transferase activity. Lineage: Eukaryota; Metazoa; Mollusca; Bivalvia; Myida; Myidae.